CUCAGUCCCUCCAGCCACGCAUACACUGGCAGAGCUGCUGACUGUGGUGGGUAGGACAGUAGCCCGUACAGCUGCCUGGGAUUUUUAAACUACUCCAUUAAAGUGUGGUAUCGGGGUGUGGACGAGAGUGACAGGCCACAAGUGUCAGACAACAAGACGAGCGGGAGCGAUAUUUGUUUUGUCAUUUUCUAACUGAGUACUUACAGAGGAGAGAGAGAGGAUGGAGACCAAACUCUGGACUGCCCUUUGUGCGCUGCUGCUGCUGCUCAUUAACUUGGGAUCCGCUGACCACAUAAAACGUGUUCUUGGUGCUGGGGCGGCUCCUGAGAACACAACUGCAGCUGCCGUACCUACUACUAGCCCGGUACCCACCAGACAUCCUGCACCAACACUAAAUGGCUCUGACACAAACCCAAGUUCCAGUGGCACCAGCAGUUUGAGCAGCAACACAACUACCUUCCAGACACCCGAACUAAAGAAAGAUAAUGACACCAGCACAGUCUCUCCCUCUGUGUCUGUUACUCCUGAAAACAAUGCAAACAAAACAAACAAUGCAAACAAAACAGAAGAGUCGUCAUCGUCGCAAAUUCUUCCUUCCGAGGGCCAGGCCACCACUUCUCACGUCCUCCCUACCACCACCACCACCACCACAAGCCCCUCACAAACAGCUCACAAUAUCCCCAUAGACACACAGCCCACCAACACAUCAAACCAUCCUACAUCGCUACCUCCGGACUCCACCCCACCCUCAAAGCAGCCCACCCACCCCACAGUACACUCAUCCACUACCACUGCCACCAUUCCCCCUACCAGCACCCAGUCCAAUUCAACGUCCAGCACCAGCUCCUCUCAAGAGCCCAACAAUUCUGAGUCGCACACACUCACAUCGCCACACACCUCACAGUCCGACGGACCGCAAGACCAACCAAAGUCCACCGUCACCCCGCCGAGCAGGACCUCCACCCAGGCCAAAGCCCAUGCUGAUACCCCCUCCCAGCUUAACGUGGGGGGUGACACGACGAUGGUCCACGAGUCUCCCACGUUAGACCCUCUUCUGGCUGGCCUGGUGUCAGCCUUCAUCAUCACUGCUGUCAUCGUCACUCUGCUCCUCUUCCUCAAACUGCGCCGAAGAGACAACCGACCGGAGUUCCGCAGGCUGCAGGAUUUACCUAUGGAUGAUAUGAUGGAGGACACACCUUUGUCGAUGUACAGCUACUGAUGGAGGCAUGACUGAAAUAUUUGGCGCCCAAACACUCUCCUUCAAUCCAGGCUCAUGCCGCAGCGUUCGCCAUAAUUUGCAAACAAAGAAUCCUGGGUAGGUGUGAGCAAAUUUCUGGCUUGCUUUCAUUUAUCCAGAUCACUGACAUGUAGGAAAGGGCAUGAUUGCAGCUGAAGUGGACAAUGAAGACAUCACCCAAGAUGGGGUCCCUUUGGAAAAAGUGUAUUUUGAUGCCUGUAAUUACAAAUUAGGUCAGCGCCUCUGUUCAAUACUGUAUGCUUAAUAUUUUCCAGCCCAGCUUUUGGGGUUGUGUAAUAUAUUUUGAUUUCCCUUGAGAUGAAAAGCAUAGGUGUGAAGCACAAGGCAUCGUCAGUUGUACCCAUCAGUGUGAUGGCAUUUACACCUGGACACAGAUUCGGCCUGUCCUCCCAGACUCUGGUUUAAUUCCCUUAGUCCGCUAAUGUUGUAAAGUCCAGCAGACAAAAGGUCUAGCAGUCUGACUGAGAGGCCAGAGAAGAGAAAUGAAAGAAGAAAAAACAAAUGGCCUGAUUAUCGAGUUAAUGAGGUUGCACUUUACUUUUUCAGGAGUGGGGGAAAAAAAAAAAAAAAAAAAAAGUGGACAAAUAUUUUGUGCGUGAGAAUAAGUUGUGUGCGUAUGUACAGUAAGUGCAGGCAUAAUAGUGUGUGUGUUUUAAGUGUGUGUGCAUGUGUGUGAGUAUGUUAAGAGUGCAUGUAUGGUUUUUUGGAGGCAAUAUUUAAAAAAAAAAAAAAAAAAAAAAUUCUGUGGUGAAGGUCCUGCUGCCUUGACGCCUUUAUGAGUUUGAUAUGUGCAGUGUUUUUUUGUUUCUUUCCUGGAGUCUUCCAUCCAGGAGAGAGUGCCUUAUACAGUACAGGAACAGCUUUUAUUGUAUACUGUAUUUAUAUUGCAACCAACUAACUUCCAGAUUUACCAGUCAUUCCCAGUAUUUUGUGCAAUUCCAUUUUAAACGCACACUCAGGGCCAGGUAGCUGCUCUGACUUGCCUGUGUUUGAAGACUAGCCUUGGGGGUGUUCAACAUGAGGCACUCAUUCAUACGAUGACAGUUGCAGACUGAAAUUGGCCAGUGGCCUUUCCACACAAUGUUAGCAUUGUCCUGUGCAUUGUAAAUACUACUGAUGACUGCGUCAUGCAAAGACAACUUUAUGAAAUCUUAGUUGCUCCUUACUUGCUUAGUUUUCACCGAACACAAACACAUUAAAAAUGAUACAUGGACUGACCUGACAGCACCUUGUUCCCAGAAGGCAAGUUCAGAAAUAUUCCAUUGAUUUUACUGUGUAUAGACCACGCUGUAUUUUCGCUUUACAAAUGUGCAGGAAAAUGUGAGAGGAAGUGAGACACAUACAGGAUGACAGAAUGAGCCCCAUGGAUACAAAACAUACGCAGCUCCUGUUUAUUUAAGGUAGAGCCUAUGAACUGAUCCAUCAAAUGUGUAGCGAUUUUAAAUCAGGCUUAUGAAUCGGAGCUAAAAGCUGUAUUUGUUCUUCAUUUGUCAAGUCAUUUAUAUAGCACAUUUAAAAACAAGAGUUUUUGUGCCAUGAAAAACUACAGAUGGGUGACAAAUUAAAGCAAACCCAACAUAGAAGUACCUUAGUAGUACUGAGCCCCCAGAGCAACUUAUAAUACUUCUCCAUAGCAUUAUUCAAUGAAUCCUUGUUUUUCCUUUCCAUUUGUCACCUGUCUGUACGUCCCCUAUUAAAUUUAGAUUCCUCAUUUCGGGGUGAACAUGUCUGUAUAGUCCUGUAUUUGUCCAUUUCUUUAAGUGUCAAAAGUAUCCUGAAUGCAUAAUGAGGCUUUGCUGCCUGAUGUGAUUUAUGGACUGUUGGUGUUGUAUGAUUAAAGGUAUUUUGAAAUCA
Molecule: messenger RNA, 3112 nt
Organism: Seriola aureovittata
Lineage: Eukaryota; Metazoa; Chordata; Actinopteri; Carangiformes; Carangidae
Exons: 5
Coding region: 221-1219 (332 amino acids)
Source: RefSeq, a predicted model, not a curated record